Messenger RNA from Pungitius pungitius (ninespine stickleback), 2296 nucleotides. It is a transcript of the gene trub2, whose product is annotated as TruB pseudouridine (psi) synthase family member 2. Gene Ontology annotation, biological process: pseudouridine synthesis; RNA processing. Lineage: Eukaryota; Metazoa; Chordata; Actinopteri; Perciformes; Gasterosteidae. The record is from RefSeq and is a predicted model, not a curated record. The transcript has 8 exons. Gene Ontology annotation, molecular function: RNA binding; pseudouridine synthase activity. The coding region runs from base 129 to 1118 and encodes 329 amino acids.
GCGUGUGGAGCGGAAGCAACCGAAAACAGACUACCACUGUCAAAUGGUAUCGAGAGACGUAAGGUGGCUGGCCUCAUAUCAUUAAACUUUUUGAAGAAAAAAAAGGACGUCCUGAUGUUACUGACGCAAUGGCUACUCCAGCUCACCGGAUGUUUCGGAGGUUAGAGGGUCUGUUCUGUGUGUACAAACCGCCUGGAGUCCACUGGAAACUGGUUCGGGAUGGCAUCGAGACAAAUCUUCUUAAAGGUCUAAACGCCGCACCGUCCCGGUCACUUCCCCGGGAGGUGCGCUUCUCGGCGCACCCCGUCAGUGACCCAGACGCACCAAAGGGACUCUCGCUGUCUGCUGGAUCCGUGCCAGUCCUGGCCAAGCAUCCUCUGGUGUCUGGACCUGAAUUCCAGCGAAUGCGAGUUGGAGUAGGACAUCGCCUGGAUUCGUUCUCUUCAGGUGUUCUGGUUCUCGGUGUCGGGAAUGGAAACAAAGCUCUGAAUGAUCUCUACAGAACACGAGUCACAAGGGAUUACACAUUGGAGGGCGAAUUUGGGACCGCGACAGAUGAUUUCUCUCACAAAGGCAGCGUUGUGGAAAGGUCCACUUACGGUCACAUCACACAGGAUAAGCUGGACAAAGUGUUAGCGAUGCUGGAGGGAGCCAAUCAAAAGGCAUUGUUGAUGUAUUCCAAAGUGGACAUGCGCUCACAGGAAGCCUACGAGAUGGCUGUGCACGGUUUACUGGGCCCGGAGGGGAAAUCACAGCCUAUUCUGACCGGCCUGCGUUGCGUUCAGUUCCACCCCCCCAACUUCACUUUAGAGGUGCAGUGCUUGAAUGAAACUCAGAAAUAUUUGUGCAAAGUGGUGCAUGAAAUAGGACUGGAGCUGCGCAGCACGGCAGUGUGUAAAGGAGUUAGACGGACCAGAGACGGACCCUUCACCCUGCGGGACGCUCUGAUCCAUCGCCACUGGACUGCUUCUGAUGUCAUACAGGCCGUGAGACAAUACCACUCAUCCAAAAAAAACACACUGUAUUCUCAAAAACAGAUUCACACGCCAGCGUGUCGGCCCCCAGAAGAGAGUACGACAACAGUCAAUGAAAUGGAACGGGCGACGAAGCGGGAGUAGGUGCAGUAACUUGUUGCUGUGAGGAGCACUUCACACAAGUCCAGGACCUCAGAGCUGUGCUCUUCAGAGCCUGAACGUCAGUCGGAGGAGAGGCAGGAGGAACACCAACCCUGCCUCCUGGAAGAGGAAGUCAUCAAGUUGCACAGAACUCUAAUACGUUUUUUUUGUUUAAUGCGCAAAGACACUUCCUGCAUCUCAUAUGUGACUCUUCCAAAGAUUCAACUGAGUUAUACAAGGACAACGUCACGUUGUGCAUGCAAUAAAAAAACCUGUACCUAAAAUGAUUAUAGAUUGUUUUUGAACUAAAUUUAAAAAAAAAAUUGACAAACAUUUGUGUGUUCUGUUUGUUAGUUUGAGCACCAGUCCGUGUCUAGACUUUACAUUCUCUUUAUAAGGCAAAGUAAAAUCAACAGCUAGCCAGCUUUACCACUGUUAACAUCCAGCAUCCAUUGGGUCUCAACACAGGUUGAGAAAGGUUUUUGGUCACAAUUUGACAGGACUAAUCACUGCAGAACUGUUGGUGGCCUCCUGUGAUACAAAUUAUGGGGAGAAAUAGGACUUUCCUUUUGAAAACAGAUGGACACAAUUUUCUUCACAUGUUCAUGUUGAACAAAGUGAAUAUGUUACAUGUUCCAGUCUAAAACACAAUUGUCUGAAUAACUAAACACACAGUUCUUCCGGUGGGUGGAGCAACAACGAAAGGAUUUGCUUUAAUGAUCCGUGUCUUAAUGAUGCAGCUGAUGGAGUUAUUUUUUCCCACAAAAGCUCCUUAUUGCCGUUUUACCAUUGUCAUGUUCUUCAUACCACUGAAGGACCUGUUACCAUGGAAACACUUUCACGGGACACAAAUAAACUAUUUGAGCAUGCAGUUGACAUUCUGAAGGUUCUGAACAUGAGUCAUGACAUUAGAACAAUUUAAUAGAAGGCAUUAAGUCACACAAUUUAGAGGGAAAUACAAAUAAACAUAAAAAACACGUAGAUUUUAAGGCUGGUAGUUAAUUUAAUAGUUUUGUUUUUCAUUAUAGAUGCAUGAAUAAUAUUUAUGAUUAUCUGGCUGCAAUGCUGCAUUCAUUAAGAACAGAUGGCAAACAUACAAAAUCAAAAGAAACUUGAUGUAAUUAUUGACUCACAUUGCACUAAAGAGCUUUAACGAUGGAAACAUGCUUUUGUUCACAGGA